Molecule: messenger RNA, 4588 nt
Organism: Ixodes scapularis (black-legged tick)
Lineage: Eukaryota; Metazoa; Arthropoda; Arachnida; Ixodida; Ixodidae
Exons: 8
Coding region: 129-1718 (529 amino acids)
Source: RefSeq, a predicted model, not a curated record
ACGCCGCGCCGCCGCGCUUCCGCGCGCUUGUUCGCGUCGCUAGAAGCCUAGAAGUGCUCGUUUGUUGUGAUCACGGUGGUGGUGAUCUUCCUGUGGGAAGAUUGUGCCCUUGCGUCCAGACUACCGCGAUGUCAAAACGUCAGACACAGUGCCGACACUGCUUUGUUCCCGGCUGCACCACGGGGUACGUCUCUGUGAGAAAGAACGAGAGGAAAGCCUCCCUCUUCGCCGUUCCCGACGACGACGAGCGUCGUCAGGUUUGGCAGCGCUCAAUCCCACAAGCGGACAAGCCACUCGCAAAGAACUCCGUAGUCUGUGAAGCCCAUUUCGAUGAAAGAUUCAUUGUUCGCAACUACACGCACGUAAUCAAUCGUGAAACAGUGGAAAUUCCCCGGGGACGCCCUUACCUGACUGCCGAUGCGAUCCCAACUUUGUUUCCGAAUGUCCUCGGGUAUCUCUCGAAGAAACUGCCAUCAAAAGGAGGGUCGACUACGUCGAACAGCGGCGUGCCGCGCGAACGAAAACGGAAUCUCAAUCAGGAAGACGACCACACUGUUUCAACUCCGCCAGUGACGCAGUGCGACAGCCACGAAACAUUGGAGAGCAUGGGCGAAGAACCAGAGGAUAUACUGCCCACCUCAGCAGAUGAAGGCGUGCACUCGGAUGAUUAUGGCAAGAUGUCCCCAUUUCCACUAAAACUGGACGGACACGAAGCUGUUGUCAUCAAAGAAGAGCCUGAGGAUGCACCUCCUACUCUGACAGAUCAAAGCGUGCAGUCUGACCAUUCCGGCAACAUGUCCAUGUAUCCACUGCACCUAGAGGGACACGAGGACAAUGCCGUCUCAGUCAAGAUAGAACCAGGCUUGUCGGCCUUCCUUCAGACCGACGAGGGCUUGUGCUCUGGGGCCUCCGACAGCGCGUCAUCAGUGCAAGUUCACCUGGGUGAGCCCUGGAAAGAUGGUCAUCUCCUUGGGAUUGAAGUGCCGUACGAGAAACUGGCCAUGCCAGCGAGAGCCGACUUUCGCUCUGAAGACAGCGACAGAGUGUUGCCCUCUCGUCUGGACCUUGAGGGACACUGGAACAACAGCUGUGCGGUGAAAGAAGAGGCGGAUGAGGCGAGUGCCACUUCGACCUGUGGGGACUUGGAUGGUAAAGACGCUCGCAGGCUUUCCGUUUCCCUCGAGCCUGUGGACGUAGUCCACAGGGCCACGGUUGUCGUAAAGGAAGAGCCAGCUGAUGUGGAAUGGCAGAGCUCAGACUCCGAGGAAAGCAGCAGCUCGCUCUCUUCCCAGGAGCCUAGCCAGCUGAUGUGGAAUGCCAGAGCUCAGACUCCGAGGAAAGCAGCAGCUCGCUCUCUUCCCAGGAGGGAUGGGACCAGGGACAGCAGGCGAGACAAGAUGGGCACAGGGGCCAUGACUGCUCCUUCUGCCCCUUUUCUGGUAGCUCCAAGAGGGAACUCGCCAUGCACGAAAAAACGCACACAGACAGGGACAAAGGACGCUACAAAUGCCCCACUUGCUCUCAAGUAUUUCAGCGGAGGGACGGCUUGCUUGCUCACAAAAAGUCUCAUGCACAUGAAAAGCCCUACAAAUGCAACACUUGUGGCAAAAGAUUUUCGUCGGAAAGCACCUUUAGUCGUCACGAAAAUGUACACGUCGACCUUAAACCCUUUAAGUGUGCCACAUGUCCACGGUCGUUUAAGCAGAAACAUUCCUUGAUGAAGCACCUCAGCCGCAACGACUGCGAUAAGGCAGAUGUUUUGGAGAGCACUGACGGAGAUGAAAGGCUUUUUAGGUGCCCCAUAUGCCUUAAGGCUUAUAGAAAAUUCCGCCAUUUGUCAGAUCAUAAGUUAACUCACUCAAAUAAAAGGCCCUUUAAAUGCUCUACCUGCUCUAAAACAUUUCAUUUUAGAUCUGUCUUGUCAGAACAUGAAAGGAUUCACAGUGGUGAAAAGCCCUUUAAAUGUACCCUCUGCGAUAAAGCCUGUCGAAGAAAGUCUGACCUGAACACUCAUAGAAGAGUUCACACCGGUGAAAAACCCUUUAAAUGCCCCGGCUGUCCUAAAGCCUUUAGAACGCAGUGGCAAUUGACUAUGCAUAAAAAGAGAAUUCACAUACAAGCCCAACCCUCCCUAAGAAAUUUCAGAAUUUUCAGGCCUCUCCAGAAGUUUGAGGAAAGGGGUCACGUAAAUGAUUGUGGAAGCGCUCGCGUGGUUUUAAGACCCUUUAAAAUAUCCCCCUUUCCCUAACACAUUUCUAUCAAAAAGUGCUGUGAACUGCUCAUGAAGGCUUUGUAUGAAUGAAGGGUUCUUUAUUUCCUACCUGUUCAAAAGCUUAUAAGUUAGUCUAACUUCUGGAUCCACGAAAGAAUUCAAAACAGCGUAAUAACCUAUAAGUAAAGCCCUGCAUAUCCCCAGUUAACUGGUGGAUUCAGAUAAAAAUGAAUUGGAUUUGGCGGAUUGCGGAUCGGAUGCGGAUAUCCACGGGUCCGGAUCCUUUUUUGUCGAGGCAACGCAUAAACGUGUGCGACCGCGCAGUGUAGAGUGAAUAAGUGAGUACAACUAUAGAGGUGCAUCAUUGAAUGUGUUGUGGGAGCAAACUACUCUCUUAGAUAAAAGGUGCCAAUGGGGAAGAAAAUUGUUUUUUUACAUCAAUAAAGAUUUGAUUCUUACCAAAGAUCGCUUUAGAACGUUCUAUCUUGCCAAAAAUGCUGUACCUGGAAAAAAGUAAAGACUGCAGAGGCAUCGGUCGUCCCGGGAAGCAUGUUGUUGUUUGGCAGGGAAAGAGCAAAAACGUUCUUUGGGCAAAGAAAACCCCAAAACUUACCGCCACAAGAAAGUAAAAGAAGUUUGCAAGUAGCGUCUUCGCCUACAAGUAUAUAUUCAGGAUACUGAAUUCGAUCUUCUGGGGUGGAAUUUCCGUCGGCAUGAGUUCCCAUACCUCAUUCUUUUAGCGCAGUUCUUGUAUCAAGUGAUCCAAUGUAGAGAGACUUCUCAUUAAUGGGUAUUAAUUUAAUAGAGGCGAACCAGUCUGAAUCCUUCUGUGUUAACAAUAUUCUGUUCCUUCUACACAGCAAUCCACCUCGAAGAGUGAAACAUUGCGUAUGUUUGAGUUCUUUUUUUUCUCGACAGUUGGCACUGAGUUGUUUUUAAGUAUAUGGUUCCCGGCAUGCAGUUGAGGGUUUGUGUUUAAAACUGAAACCAGUAGUAGAUUUUGCCAAUAUUGAAUAUUGCUAUAUUUUCCCAGUGGUGCACUCGUGCCUUAUCACAUAUACAUGAGUAUUUUGCUGCAUUGAGUAGGUGCCUUUCCUCCCACUCUUUUGUUUGGCCAAAAUAAAAUGACACAAUGUUCUUAGUCUAUCCCUUCUAAAUUUUAAUGUUUAUAAAAUAUGCAUCUGCUUGAACUAAGUUUUAUAAAGCAAAAAGGAAAAUAAAUGUAAAUUUCCUUCUUUUUGAGCGCAUCUUUUAAACAGAGUGUAAGUGUUGCGGACUCCCAAGACGAUCUCAUAAUUGGGAUCAUCUUUCGAGCGAUGCGAAGUGUUUCUGGGAGGAUGAUCGCUUAUUUUAUAAGUACAAUAAAACAAAUACGAUAAACUAACAUUUAUCGUGUUCUGACACUGAGAGUUCUUUGUAGAAAGGUAUCCAGACGGUUUCUAGGAUACCAUCCAAAUGCUUUUUCUAUUAAUUUUUAUUCAUGCUAGCUUUUAAUUUUUUAAAUACCGUAAAUGCACAUCUCGUUGAAAAUUUCCAAAAAUAGUUUUAACUUUUGAGUCAGGUAAUUAGGGUUGGAUGCGGUCCCGAAUUUUGCGGAUGCAAUUCGGAUGUGGAUACAAAGUGUGCGGACGCGGAUACAAUUAUUUAAGAACAUGCGGACGCAGUUACGAAAUCUCCGGAUGCGGGUCCGAUACGGAUGAUCAAACUGUUACCCGCGCAGUGCUCUACCUACAAGUGUGAAACAAGCGACACUCUUCACAGAAUGAUGGAGCUUCAACAAGCACAACCACUACUGACAUGUGCCUGAAGCCAUUUAGAUACCUUAUGCCCAAAAGUUUGAAAUUGAGCAUGAAUAUUCACAAAAGACUAGAAAUCUGAAAGCUGUGGCAAUACAUUCUUACAAAUAUGGGAUCUGUGUUCCCACCGGACCAUUGACAUGGGCCAGAAACCAUUUUUAAUUUUGUCACUUCCCCCAGUGUGUUUUAGUAGCUUGAAUAGUCACAAGACAGUUUACAAAAGUGAAGAUGGAAACGUGAAAUGAACAGGCAGCAGGUAAUUUGCAGUGGUGAAAGGUCCUUUAAAUGUGCAGCCUUCCCAAACAGCUUUUCUUUGGUAGCUGGAAUAUUAAUGAGAGUUCACAAAUUUUGAAGUCUGUUUUUGUCGAGCCAUUAGAGGCACUGGCAUGAAUGAAAGAAUAUAAUUUGAAGUUGAUGGCUUGAAAGGAGCAAGAUUAAAAGGACAUGUACAAGUCUCGAUGGGAUCAAAACAAUAAUUCCCUGUUCCUGUGGAUUUUAUACUUUUUUGUUCUCCGACAGCUUGUAUGCUCAACCAUCGAAUAAAUUCUUGUUCAUGCCACCCCUGGCAGGUCCCUGGUGA